AUGACAGGUUGGAAACACAAGCAAAAAGAACAUUAUAGAGAGGAGGGAUAUGAUAAAGAAAUUGAAUAUGACUUUGAUGUUUAUGAUAAUAUAGAUAAUGAUGACUUAAUACAAAUUGAUGAAAUAGAUCAAGAUUCAAAUCAAGAAUUUUAA
Messenger RNA from Racocetra fulgida, 153 nucleotides. NCBI's taxonomy places the organism in Eukaryota, Fungi, Glomeromycota, Glomeromycetes, Diversisporales, Gigasporaceae. The record is from the annotation of a GenBank genome assembly.